Lotus japonicus is the source of this 1197-nucleotide messenger RNA. RefSeq lists its product as uncharacterized. NCBI's taxonomy places the organism in Eukaryota, Viridiplantae, Streptophyta, Magnoliopsida, Fabales, Fabaceae. The coding region runs from base 238 to 891 and encodes 217 amino acids. The record is from RefSeq and is a predicted model, not a curated record. The transcript is spliced from 3 exons.
CACCAUCAGACAAGGCAAUGCACAAAGCCACAAACAUAUAUAUAAGGAAACUCAAUUCCUUUCCUUUUCACGCACAAGCAUCUGAUCUUUCUUUCUUUCUUGUUUUUUUUUUUUUCUUCUUCUUCUUGCUGCAGCAACAACACGCACACCAUGCCUUCUAAUUCUUCUCAUCACCAAUUUCUUCUUCAUUUUUCCUUGUUGCAACAAACGACCCACGCACAAUAGUCAUUCAUCACCAUGCCAAUUUUCUCAUCACCCUUCAAGCACCAAACCCGCGAGCACAAAGGGAGAGAGGGAGAAGAAGUUUUUUCGCCGUUUCUUGCCCGAUUGCUGCACAGUUCGUUGCUAAUUGAAGACCUCGAGGUUAGUUUGAGGAACUUUGUGGAUUCGAAGAAGAAGUUUGUGAAGGAAGAGUGGAGGAACAAGCUGGAAAACCUACAGAUGUCGAUGGCCGAGUGGUUCGAGAUGGUCGUCCCUUCGGGGGGGACCAGGUUUGAGUUGUUAGAUACGGACACCCCGUGGUCUUGGGUGGUCGACCCCGCCGGUCACCGAGCCAUCUACACGGGGCGAAUAAUGGAGGACCACGUCGACCGAAUGGGGAACCUGACGCAAGGAGUCUUGAGACGCCACACGGUUAGCUUCAACCUACCACCGAGCGUGCACUGUGGCCCUGGAGUUGUGGUACCACCACCAUCACCUGAGGACGAGGAGGACCCUUCGGAGGAGUUGCCUGUAGGAGGGGCUUCAUCGCAGUCUAGCUCACCCACCGUCGCGGCUGCUGCUGUUUUGGGAUCGGGUACAGUACCCGUAGGACCCGCUGUGAGGACCGACGCAGUCAUUGACCUGAUCGUCUUGGAUUCAGAUUCAGACGACGAUCAUGGUGAUGCGUAGCCGGGAGUGGUGUGUAGUACUCCUCUGGUCGGGAUUAGGGUAGGUCCCCGACCUUUAGCUUUUUGUGUGGUUCUCUUUACGGGAGUCACAGGGAGUUGGUCGGAUUAGGAGGUCUUCGGGCUGUUUUGAGCUGACUUACUUUCUUUUUGGAGGACUGUAUUCAGAAUACUGACCUUAUAUUUUGUGUUGUACAUAUUUGCCGACAGGCAUUACUUUCCCGUCACUAGAGGUUACUCGUGACGUGGCAUGCUGUUUUACUGUGGGGAUUGUAUAUAUAUUUGUAUAUUAGUCUCGUUCAUCUUUCGU